This is a messenger RNA of Cladophialophora bantiana CBS 173.52, 519 nucleotides long. RefSeq lists its product as uncharacterized. The transcript has a single exon. The record is from RefSeq and is a predicted model, not a curated record. Bases 1 to 519 code for a protein of 172 amino acids. Lineage: Eukaryota; Fungi; Ascomycota; Eurotiomycetes; Chaetothyriales; Herpotrichiellaceae.
AUGCAUUUCAUCCUUCCACUCAUUCUCCUCUUCGCGCCUGGCAUGGUCCGACCGGCGCCUCAGGCUGGUGUGCCGGAGGCAACCGUUCCGUCAGUCUGUAACCCACUCAUGCCAAUAGCCGAAUAUGAAGCCUUUUCAGCACUCAAAGAUCUUUGCAUGUGUAUUGCCAACAAGGAUUACGAUGCCUGCACCGACGCAGCAUUCGCAGCGGACAAACCAGACGACAGCAUCCUUUGCGGCGUUCGCCAAUGCCAGGACUAUAACUGGUGCGAGAUACAGAAUCCAUGUGCCCAGACGCUCAUUCCAGGCAUCCAGAUCCUGGAUUGCAGCACCACUGAGAAGAAAUACCCGAACUUCUCAUCGAUAUCGAGGGAAUGGGAUAGACGAGGUCUUCCUCAGUCGUCUGUGGGGAACUGUCUGCUUGCCUCAAGCGUGUCGAUGCCAGCUAGUGUCAAGGUAUAUUUGGACUUGGUCAAAUCCGCCUUUUCCGUCGCUGGAGCAGUCGGCUCUACUCCAUAA